Molecule: messenger RNA, 797 nt
Organism: Pimephales promelas (fathead minnow)
Lineage: Eukaryota; Metazoa; Chordata; Actinopteri; Cypriniformes; Leuciscidae
Product: Golgi-associated plant pathogenesis-related protein 1
Cellular component (GO): extracellular region
Source: RefSeq, a predicted model, not a curated record
UGGUGUUUAAGGGGGCCUGUUUUCCCCUCAGGUUAAAAGAUAAAGACAUGGUUUGAUAGGCAGGUUAAGGGAUGAACGUGUUCGGAGGAGGAGGAGGAGGAGGAGAUGAAGUAUAUAUAUAUAUACACACAUCGACCUGUGCUGAAGACAGAGCGAGAGGAAAAAACUCCAGGACAACAGAAGGACACUUCGGCAGUCAUGGCAGACGUCAGCUUUAAGCAGGAGUUUCUGGAGACUCAUAACCAGUACCGCGCGCAGCAUCAGGCCCCGCCGCUGGUGUUCAAUGAGGAUCUGUGUAAGACAGCUCAACUGUGGGCCGAACACAUGCUGAGCGAAAACACACUGGAACACAGUGACACGAAAGACGGGGAGAACGUCUACUACGCCUUCAGCUCCGACAAAAAAACACCCACAGGGAAGGAGGCUGUAGACUCGUGGUACAGUGAGAUCAAAGAUUACAACUUUGAACAACCAGGACAUCAACCCAACACAGGACAUUUCACCCAGGUUGUGUGGAAAUCCUCGACUGAGCUCGGAGUCGGUCUGGCCACUGAUGGAAACACAGUUUUUGUCGUUGGUCAAUACAAGCCUGCUGGAAACAUAACCAACGCUGGGAACUAUGAGAAAAAUGUUCUGCCUAAAACCGGCUAAUGAAUGUUCAUUUACAUUCAUGAUUUAGCAAAUGCUCGUAUUCAAAGUGAUUUAAUCAUCAUUACCGGUUUAAAUAUGAAAGAAUGGCCAAUAAGAUCAAAUAUGAGUGUGUGUGUGUUAUUUGAAUAAAGUAUGGAUCAUCUCAU